AUGACUAAAAGAUCUUAUCCUUUCGCAGAAUCUUUCUCAUCGCAGUAUAAAAUUCACAUUGGACAAAAGGAGUUGAAUAAUCACGGCGUAUUUGGGAACAAGUACAGACAAGAAAUGUACGGUAAGGUUUGCUGUCUGAAAUAACUGUCUGGCUAACCAAUUCUUCAGGUCAUUCGCUAACGUUAGCUAGCUGGCCCUACUCCGUUUGCUGUUGUUUAGCUAGCUGUACAAACUAGCUAGCUAAUGUUAGCUAGCUAGGUUACAACAACUAACUAGCUACACAAUGUUAAUGUCCUUUUAUUACUUGAUAAUUUAGUUAGCUGGCUAUAUCCACCCACGAUCGGCAGCUUGUUUUUGCCUUUGACUAUUUCCAGGUAGCCACUAAUGUUACUGUACUGAACAAAAAUAAACUAAACAUGCAACAAUUUCAAAAAAUAAUUCUGAGUUACAGUUCAUAUAAGGAAAUCGGUCAAUUGAAAUGAAUUAGUUUGGCCCUAAUCUAUGGAUUUCACAUAACUGGGCAGGGGUGGUUGUAAGGCCAGUUGGACAUACUGCCAAAUUCUCUAAAACGAAGUUGGAGGCAGCUUAUGGUAGAGAAAUGAACAUUAAAUUAUCUGGCAACAGCUCUGGUGGACAUCCCUGUGGCAUUGUGUUGUGACAAAACUGCACAUUUUAGUGGCCUUCUAUUGGCCCCAGAGCUGGUGCACCUGUGUAAUGAUCACGCUGUUUAAUCAGCUUCUUGAUAUGCCACACCUGUCAGGUGGAUGGAUUAUCUUGACAAAGGAUAACAUGCUCACUAACAGGGAUGUAAACACAUUUGUGCACAACAUGAGAGAAAUAAGCUUUUUGUGUGUAUGGAAAAUGUCUGGGAUCUUUUAUUUCAGCUCAUGAAACAUGGGACCAGUACUUUACAUGUUGCGUUUAUAUUUUUGUUCAGUGUAGAUGUCUAGCUAGCUAAAAGUCUAACUUUAUUAACAGACAAAUAACAGGUAUGGAUCAUUACUCUAGCUAAGUGAAUCAAAUCAAAUGUUAUUUGCCACAUGCGCCGAAUACAACAGGUGUAGACAUUACAGUGAAAUGCUUACUUACAGCCCUUAACCAACCAUGCUGAAAAAAAGUGUUGAAAAAAAGAGCAGAAGUAAAAUAAAAUAACAGUAGGGAGGCUAUAUACAGUGGGGUACCGGUGCAGAUUACAAGAUCAUGAACAAAAAGCAUGGAUACUAUUUACCAGUUGUGUUGUAUUCAGUAGCCCAACUGAUUAGGACUAGAGUGCCAAAUAAUACACCCAAUCCUGUGCCUAUGCCACCUGCAUACACUCACACGAUACCAACACAAUCACAGCCUAACAGAUGCACCAGCACGCCACACACACAGCACGCCACCAGCACGCCACUCACACAGCACCCCACCAGCACACCACACACACUCACACAGCACCCCCACCUGCACGCCACACUCACAGUACUCACACACAGCACCCCCACCAGCACGCCUCACACACAGCACCCCCACACACAGCCUAACACAGACUCACACUUCUCACCAAGUCUGUACUGUAACACAGAAGGAUACACUAGUCGAAUAACAUAGCUUACUUCUAAGUUAGGUCUACACCCGAGUUGGGUUACAUUGUAAUGUUAUUUCUGGUGUUACUCAUGUGAUGGGAGGAUAAACUGCACUUUUCCCAGCACCUUCCGGAGACACUUGAAACCCCACCUGUUUAAGGAAUACCUGGGAUAGGAUAAAGUAAUCCUUCAACCCCCCCCUCCCCCCCUUACCCCACCCAAAAAAUAAAUAAACAUAUUGUAAAGUGGUUAUCCCACUGGCUAUAAGGUGAAUGCACCAAUUUGUAAGUCGCUCUGGAUAAGAGCGUCUGCUAAAUGACGUAAAUGUAAAUAAUUAGCCUAGUCUCAGGAGCAGGUGAGCUGCCUGAUAGCCAGCUGCACGGCAAGAUAGAUGGGACACAUUUUCAGUUCACUGGUAUUUAUCUAUGCUUUUUUAGUUUGUAGCGCUGUAGCCACUGAAUUCUGGUACUUUUCACUUUAUAUAAUAAAACCAUCAAUCACACAAUACGCCGCUGGCACAAUAAAGCCAAUGCAGCGCAGCGCUGCCUAUUGCCACAGUUUCCCACACAGCUAGCAAGCUAGCACUCGUCAUGGAAAUGGGGAUGUCGGAACGUGAAUUUGGACCAAUCCCUGACAACCCAAAAUGUAGCUACGAAACUCUACUUUGUAACCUGAUGUUUUUUUCGUGUCUAAUAGAAUUCUCGCAUAGCGUCCAUUGUUUGUCUCAUCACCUAACACCCUAAUUAUGGUGUUUAACUGUCACCUAGUCAAAGACCGUAAUGUCAAGCUUCUGGGAAUAUUAAGAUGUCAGCAUGCUUCAGUUCAGCUGGCGUAGAGCUCGGCUAGGCGAACCGAACGAGUGUGCUCGCAUACUCCCUUAAAAGACCGUCACUUGAAAAAUUAGAAAGCGGCAAUAGUACUGUAUGUCCAUUUUGAGACGCCGUAGGCAAAAUAGUCAGAAUUAAUAUAAAAUAAAUCAAGAAAUCUGUCAAUUUUGACGUUUUUGCAGAGAAUAUCUUAGUCGCGCAAUUUUGCAUCUGACUAGGUUGUUUGGUGCAGUAUUUCUCAAGUGAAAAAAUGUGCAUGAGGACGAGUCGUCUCUCGUUGAAUGACAACGGGCACUUUUUGAAGAAUCCCUACUGUUGACCAAUCGCCGACUAUGGGGGGCGUAAACUUCGCCUACCGACUUCGGUUUGCCUAGAUUAAAACGUGUGCCCGACCACCCGGAAAAAAAACAUGGCUAAAGUCCAACAUGUCAUCAUAAUAUAUGCUCAAACUGUUCCAAACUGUUUCAGCUGGGAAACAUGGGGACGCCUUUACUGUCUUCAAUCUGCUAUGUGCUUAUCUCUGCCUCUCUCUUCCAGAAAAGACAAAGAACCUGCUCUUCAAUAGUACCAAAGCUGUCAUGGGGAAAAUCUGGAAUGUAGAUACAGAGGAGAAGUGCUCAACGAUACAGCCUUCGGGGCCAGGUGUGACACCUAAUGUGAGCCAGACACUGAUUGGACAGGAUGGCAGACUUACACCUGUCCAAGGUAAUAAGCUUCUCAGGUGAAUUGCAACCUUUACCCACAUCUGAGAAUGAACUGAAGGGAAACCAUUCCUGUCAGAAUUGGAAUCACCAUUCCAACUUCAAAAAUAAAAUGAUUAGACUCUUUAGUACAGGGGUGUCAAACUCAUUUCAUGGAGGGCAGAAUGUCUGCUGGUUUCAGUGGCGGCCCGCCCAUUUGUGCGUUAGGGGCGGUGCCUCACUUGUGAUUGGUUUAAAAAAAAAAAUGGGAGCAUGGGCCCAGAUAAACCGGACAACUACAUCCAACAAGAGUUGAAGGACAGAGGGAUACACUUGCUAGAACCAUCUCAUCUCGGUUCUGGUAGGACAAAAUGCAUGGCCAAUUUUGUUUCCCCCAUGUUGUUCAUCAGGUUCUACUGUUGGUGACAGGGUGACAUGUUGUGUGGACUAAAACAGCAUAAAACCGGGUGUAUCACAAAGCAUUAUCAAAUGAAUUAGCCAGCUACAGUAAUUUUGAGAAACAGUUUGGUAGACUUCUUAUUUUAUUUUGGUCAAAUUAGCCAGUUAUCUACCUUUUGAUAAGCUGGAAGCUUGCUAGCUAGUUAGCUCCCAUGCCAAUUCAAGUCUUUGUAAACUAAUAUCUAACUCGGAAAUAUGAAGUUAUUUCAGAAUCAAAGUUAACUGGCUAGCAGCGCAUCAUGCUUUGUGACAUUGUUAGCUAGCUAUCCCCAGUGAGAUCUUUUCACUUAUUGCAUCUGCAUGCUUGUUGAGUUCUCCCUGGUGUGUUCGUGACGUGAGCUGGCUGCUCGUUCUAAAUGGUAUAAUCUACUCUGUUCAAAACAGGGGCAGCAGUGGGCAUUCGGUUUUUGACAUGAAAAAGUGAAAUGAAUGGGUGUAUCUAUGCUGUUCAAAUGCACAGAUCGCUUUAUAUAUCUUCUCAAAGAAACUACCAGUAGUUCGAAAACUUGUCAUCAUAUUUCUUUCAUGCUGCUUUGUUGACAACUCCAACCACCUUGCGCCCCGAGUAUUCAGCCAAUCAGCGGCCGCCACUGGCUAGUUUUUAUUUCCUUUCAAUUCGUGUCCAAUUGAGCUAAACAACCAGGUGAGGGGAGUUUCUAACUAGUCAUUGACCUUAAUUGAUCAAUCAAGUACAAGGGAGUAGUGUGAACCCCGCAGACACCUGGCCCUCUGUGUAAUGAGUUUGACACCUUUAGCUUUAUGCCACGUUCAAGACAACUGGGAACCUGGAAAUCUCUGACAUCCGACUUUGUGUGGGUGUCUCAGGUGCUGCGUUGGUUCCAAAGGGGUGCUGUGUGUGUCAGAAGGCCCAGGGGACCAGGAGGCAGUGCUCCCAGUGUGACCGCCCAGCCUGCCCCUCCUGCACCCAGCAGUGCUCCAACUGCUCCAGCCUCUGUUGCUCUGUCUGCACCGUCAUG
Coregonus sp. 'balchen' is the source of this 4508-nucleotide messenger RNA. Lineage: Eukaryota; Metazoa; Chordata; Actinopteri; Salmoniformes; Salmonidae. The record is from the annotation of a GenBank genome assembly.